CACAGAUUUGCUCUUUUGGUGUUGAUCUCGAGUGCAACUUUACUUCUAAGAGUUCAUUAAAAAAAAGAACGACUGAGAGAAGUUCGGCAAUUAAAAGCGUAACCAUGCCAUCACUUCACAAGACCUCCACCACGGGCAAACCUUCGCUCCUCUGCCUAGCCAACCUCCUCUUAAUCCACCUCUACCUCAGUUCCCCCUCCGUGGGUGUUCAGGGAGCCUCCCUCAGAGAGCACAGACUAAGAGGAAGUGAUCCGGACUCCCAGAGAGGAAACGUCCCCCAGGUUCCGAAUGCUGACAUGCUCAGAGCUCUGGAGUACAUCGAAAACCUCCGUCAAAGAACAGGCGCCGACUCCCAGCAGCGCUCACCUCUCAGUGCAGGCUACGAUGCCAGCCGCAUGGAUGAUGCUGAGAAGCUGCGCGUCAUGUUAAGGCUGGCCUCUAACACUGCAAGGAACAAUGAAGAGCAGGAGGAAGAGGAGGAGGAGGAAGGGCGGGAGGAUAAUAGUGAAGAGCUGCUCCAGGCUGUGCUCAGCACCCUCCAACAAACAGAAAAGGCCUCCAGACCUGCUUCGCUUCGCCCCAGCGUGCAGCAGAAUCAACGUGUCAUCAGGCCUCACCGGAAGUUGCCGCUCCUGUUUGAGGAUGACGAGGAGGGUGAGGGGGAUGAGGAUGAAGAGGGGUCAGAUCUGGAGCACGAGAGCCCCUUUAAGCGCACCAACGAGAAUGUGGAGGAGAAGUACACGCCUCAGAAUCUGGCAACCCUGCAGUCAGUGUUCGACGAACUGGACAAGCUCACAAGCGUGAAGCCCAUGCACAAGCGUCAAGAUGAUGAGGAGGAGGAGGAGGAUGAUGAAGAUGAUAUGUUUAAGGUGAGGAGUGUUGAUCUUGCAGACUGGAGUCCGCUGCAAGAGCAGGAGGAGGAAGCAGAGGAGGAGGAGGAGGAGGAAAACAAACACGAGGCCAACAGAGGGCUCGAUUACAUGGACGACGAAGAUGUGGAUGAUGGCGAAGAGGAGGAGGAUGAAAGAUACCCAGUCAAGAGGUCAAAAGAUCCCGAUGAUGUAGCAAACCUGGUGGACUAUUACCUUUUAAAGGUGCUGGAGAAAACAGAGGAGGAGGAGCAGAAACGGGAGAUAGAAGAGGAGGAGGAGAAGAGGAGAGCGGCUGAGAUGCAGUUUAGUGAGAACAUCGACCCACGAGCCAUUUAUCAACUCAUCCAGAUCUCACAGAAAUACCAGAUCCCACCUGAGGACCUGGUGGACAUGCUCAAAACCGGGGAAAACAAAGAAAAGGCACAAAAGGAGGAAUUAUUCAGAGCAGAAAACAAGUUCCCUCAGACGUCCUUAAAGAAGACGCACAAGAUCCCUGAAGCUAAAUUCUACAGCAGACACUUUCCUGAGAGACAAAAGACCCCAGAGGAGCUGAGGACGGAGGAGAUAUUAAGCAUCCUCGGGUUAGGAGGCGUGGAGGAUCAGACUCCUGUCAGGAAGCAGUACAAAAGCUCUCCGUCACGACUUCACACUCAGCCUGCAGGGCGUUCACGGGAAUCCUCUCCUACGCAGCAGCAGCAGCAGCUGCAGCAGCAGCAGCAGCGACGCCUUCUCCCCAGCGCUUUGAAGAACGACUAUGACGACAGUGUGGACGAGGAUGAACUGGCAGCGUAUUUGGCAGCUCAGAUGCUGGCACAGUAUCCGAACCCUGUGUACAGUAAGAGCAACAACAACAAGCAGAGCCAAAAGCGGGACGAGGUCGCCCAGAGCACGACGGGCUCCUUUGAGCAGGCGAUACAGGAUUAUUUUGAUCAGAUGGACUCAGAGAAGAGCUCGAAUGAAAAGAGACAGACUGAGGAUGAUGAGAGGGGAGAUGACACACAAAUGCAAGGCUUUGAAAAUGACGCGCUGAUGAAAUUAUUGAGCUACCUGAACCCAGAAACAGAAGAAAGUGACGCCAAAACUGCCCGAGGAAUAUAAACACGGCUGUAGAUACACAUAUAAAGAUAUAAAUAUAUAUAUUGUUUGGUGGAGGGAGAGGGUGAAAUAAAGUAUUUUGAAGAAUAAAA
Molecule: messenger RNA, 2059 nt
Organism: Notolabrus celidotus (New Zealand spotty)
Lineage: Eukaryota; Metazoa; Chordata; Actinopteri; Labriformes; Labridae
Gene: scg2a
Product: secretogranin II (chromogranin C) a
Exons: 2
Coding region: 105-1970 (621 amino acids)
Cellular component (GO): secretory granule
Source: RefSeq, a predicted model, not a curated record